Epinephelus moara (kelp grouper) is the source of this 2605-nucleotide messenger RNA. RefSeq lists its product as uncharacterized. Lineage: Eukaryota; Metazoa; Chordata; Actinopteri; Perciformes; Serranidae. The transcript is spliced from 2 exons. The coding region runs from base 18 to 2372 and encodes 784 amino acids. The record is from RefSeq and is a predicted model, not a curated record.
CAGUUUAGCUCACAAAGAUGCCAGGAAGGUGCUCAUUCAACAACGUUUGGCUGCACUUAGAGAAGUAUAAAUCAUGGCUGGAGAAGACGGAGGACAAAGGCAAGGCUAAAUGUGUCAUAUGCAAUAAGACGUUUGAUAUCUCUAAUAUGGGGGAGGCAGCAUUGACUAGCCAUGCUAAAGGAGCAAAGCACCACGCUGCUGUGACUGCCCGCGAAGCUAGCGCCAUCACGAGCUUUUUCCGACUACAGACAACCCCCCAGACGGCCACUGUGACACCGGCUGUUUGCAGCAGCAGUACUGCCACCUCCUCAUUGAAACAAGGGACUCUCUCAAAUGUUGUCACCAGAAAUGAAGUGCUAACGUCAGAAGUUUUAUGGGCGCUUAAGGUAGCUAAUGCUCACUUUUCAUACAAGUCAUGUGAAGACAUAAGCCAGUUUUUCCAGGCUAUGUUUCCAGAUAGCCAAAUAGCAACGAAAUUUGCUUGUGGCGAACGCAAAUGCGCAUAUCUGUGUACAUUUGGACUGGCGCCCUACUUUAAAGGACUCACUUUACGUCGAGUGUCAAAGCAAAGAUAUGUCAUGUUAUUUGACGAAAGCCUGAAUCACUACUUGCAGUCUAAACAGGUAGACAUGCAUGUGAGAGUGUGGGACAGGCCCGAGGUGAAAACGACGUACAUCGGCUCGGAGUUUCUGGGUCAUGCAACAGCUGCAGACAUUGUUGAGACACUGAACAACUUGCUUUCGGAGAUCGGAACUCGGAAUCUGGUCCAAAUCUCUAUGGACGGGCCGAACGUCAACUGGAAAGUGUUCGAAAUACUCCAGAAGCAAGUGGAGACUGAUGCGGGAAAGACGCUUAUCAACAUCGGCUCGUGCGGUUUGCACAUACUGCACAACGCAUUCAGGGAUGGAUGCAAAUCCACCGGAUGGGAAGUUGAACACGGACUCUCAAGUCUAUACUGGCUGUUUCAUGAUAGCCCAGCCCGACACGAAGAUUUUGUGAAAGCAACUGGAUGUAACACAACCAUGCUUAAAUUUUGCAAGCACCGGUGGGUGGAGAAUGUCAACGUUUCAGAGAGAGGAUUGCGGCUCUGGCCGCAUGUCAAAAACUACGUUGGGGUGGUAGGGAGAGGCGAGCUUCCCAAUCCAAAGGUGAAGUCAUUCGAGGAGGUGAAGAACCGAUGUGCUGACCCUCUUUUCACCGUGAAGGUGGCGACGUUUAACAGCAUUGCAAGAGAAAUCGACCCCUUUCUCACCUUGUAUCAGACGGACAAACCUAUGCUGCCCUUCCUCUGCGAGGAUAUGAAUAAACUGAUCAAAGGGCUCAUGGGCCGAUUUGUGGUGGACAAGCACCUGCAAGAGGCAACAUCUACACUCAAACUUCUGGAGGUGCCUUUCCAGGACAACAGUCUACAUAAGGAUGCUUCACAAAUUGACAUUGGAUUUGCAGCAGACACCAUCCUGAAGCAACUCAGAUCCUCAAAACAGGUGUCAGAGAGGCAGGCGAUCGAGGUGAGAUUGGACUGCAAGAGGCUUUUGAUCACCCUCCUGGAGAAGCUGCUGAAAAAGGCUCCAUUGCAGCACACAAUAGUGAGAAGCAUGCAGUGCCUCGACCCAAGACGCAUGGCUAAAUCCAAGGAACAGUGUGUGAAACAAAUGACAAGAAUGUUACACAUACUUGUUGAAUGUAAACACAUAGAUGAUGCAGUGUGUGAUGAUACCCUCAGAGAGUUUAGGGAGGUUUGUGAUAUGGCUCGUUGUCACGCUGCUUUCAGGGAGUUUGAUCCCAUCACAGAUAGAGUUGACAGCCUUCUCUACGAGACAGUGGGGACAAAGCCAUCUUUUUGCAGAGUGUGGGAUCUGAUGAAGCUUGUACUGGUCCUGUCUCAUGGACAGGCCAGUGUGGAAAGAGGAUUUUCAAUCAACAAAGAAUUGAUUGUGGAGAAUCAGAAAGAACUGUCUUUGAUGGCGCAGAGACUCAUUGUCGACCAUGUCCGAUCCGUUGGGGGUGUUACAAACAUUAACAUCACAAAAGAGCUGCUCAUGUCAGCAGCAGGUGCUCGACAGAAGUAUCAUGCCUACUUGGAUGAACAGAAAAGAGUCACAGAAAAGCAAACUGUUGAUCUGAAGCGGAAGGCCCUCAAUGAUGAACUCCAUGAUUUGAAAAAGAGGAGGGCUACAAUUGAGACUGAUAUUUGUGCCCUAGAAAAGUCAGCUGAUGAAUAUGCUGAGAAAGCAGAGACCACAAGCAAACUGACAUUCAUCGCCAAAUCCAACAGUUUCCGGCGUACUGCAAAAGAAAAGAAAGCUUGUGUGUGUGUGUGUAUGUAUAUGUAUGAAAAGACUGAAUUUCCCUCUUGGGGAUUAAUAAUAUAAAUAAAAAUGAAAUUUAAAAAACAUAAAGUUUUAACAACAAUAAUUCAAUUCAGUUUUAUUUAUAAAGCCCAAUAUCACAAAUCACAAUUUGCCUCACAGGGCUUUACAGCAUAUGACAUCCCUCUGUCCUUAUGACCCUCACAGCUGACACAAUAACAAGACAAGUCGCUGUUAAUUAGGAAGUACUCAUUUGGGGACGCUGGGACUUAAUUAUUUUACUUGAUUUUUGACGA